CGCGGCGGCAGCUCUCGGUCGCCGGGCACCCUGCACGACAGCUGCGCGCCUCUGAUUGCGCCUAGUCGCGCAUCGUUUCAGACUUAGACACUCAACUGCUAGCGAGCAGUCAUAAUGGAAAUCGAUCUCAAUGCCCCGGGCGCCUUCGCCCUGCUGUGCCGCUGCGGCAAGCCGCAAGUCCAAUGUGCGACCCACGAGGCCGCCGUCGCGCCGGACCGCGUGCUCCUGCCGGCGGGCGUCGAGCCCGUGCACUACGACGUCGAUUUGACGCUCCGACUGAACGACCACGCCUUCGACGGCACGACCACGAUCAAGGUCGCCGUCGCCGCGCCGGCGACGACCGUGCAGCUCCACGCCAAGGAACUCGCCGUCGCUGAAGCAAAAAUCGACGGCGUAGCUUGCAAGUUCACGGUCGACGCCGAGACCACGACCCUCCUCAUCGCGCCCGCGACGACGCUGGCGGCGGGCGACCACGUCGUCUGCGUCAAGUACAGCGGCAUCCUCAACGAUCUGAUGUGCGGUUUCUACCGCUCGACCUACACGAAUGUGAAAGGAGAGAAGAAGCUCAUGGCGUCCACACAGUUCGAGAGCAUCGACGCUAGGCGGUGCUUCCCCUGCUGGGACGAGCCCCGCCGCAAGGCGACCUUCGCCUGCAGCCUCACGGUGCCGGCCCACAUGACGGCCCUCUCGAACAUGCCCGAGAAGUCGACGCGCCGCUCCGCCGACGGAAAUGUAAUAACGACGUCCUUCAUGACCUCGCCGCGAAUGUCGACCUACCUCCUAUGUUUUGUGGUGGGCGAGUUCGACCACGUCUCUCAAUUAACGAAGAACGGCGUCCUCAUUCGCGCGUUCACGCCGCCGGGCAAGCCCGAGCUCGGCGAGUUCGCGUUGGAAUGCGCCGUGGCAGCUCUAGACGCCUACGACACGACCUUCGAGAUCCCCUACCCUUUACCGAAAUCGGACAUGGUCGCGAUCCCGGAAUUCGCCGCGGGCGCCAUGGAGAACUGGGGCCUCGUGACGUAUCGGGAGGUCGACAUGCUCAUCGACAAGAAGACGGCGUCAUCAAGGCAACUGCAACGCGUCGCGGAAGUGGUCAUCCACGAGCUGGCCCACCAGUGGUUCGGCAAUCUUGUUACGAUGGAGUGGUGGGAGGACCUGUGGCUGAACGAAGGCUUCGCGACGUGGAUGGAGACGGGCGUGACGCACGAGUUGUAUCCCGCCUGGUCCAUGUGGGAGCAGUUUAUUACCGAUAUGCAAGGUAGGGCAUUACAAUUGGAUGCGUUGCGGUCGUCGCACCCCAUCCAGGUGCCCAUUCGUAAAGCCGAAGAAGUGGAACAGGUCUUCGACGCGAUCUCCUACUGCAAGGGCGGGUCAGUAGUAAGGAUGGUCCACGCCGUUGUGGGCGAAGAGGCCUUUGUGAGUGGAUUGCGGGCGUACAUGAAGGAGUUCGCCUAUGGGAACGCGACGACCAAUGACCUCUGGGCCGCGUGGCAGAAGUCCUCCGGUAAAAAUAUACCUGAAUUAAUGGACGCCUGGACGAAGCAGACGGGCUUCCCCGUCCUCGAAUUGCAGAAGGUCAAUAGUGAUGGGUCUUUGGUACUGGAGCAGCGGCGCUUCUUCGCCGACGGCGCCGCCGACACGGAAAACACCAAAUGGCCCGUGCCGCUCUUCGCUUCCGUCGACGGGACGCAGCAAUCGAUCGGCGUCAUGUCCUCUCAAAAAGAGACGGUGCCCUUUCCCGACGCCAAAAAUGCGAAGUGGGUCAAGCUCAACGCGGGCCAGCACGCACCUUUACGAGUAAAGUACCCCGACGCGAUGCUGCCCCACCUGUUCGAAGCCAUUUCCUCCAAAAAACUGCCGCCCGCGGACCGUAUUGGUUUGUUGUCGGACGGCGCGGCGCUAUCGAAGGCCGGGCUCAUGCCCUUCGGGCGCUUCCUGGAGUUGCUGGGUGCUUAUAAAAACGAAGACGACGCGACGGUCUGGUCCCAGCUGCUGGAGAAGCUCAUGAGUCUGGGCAAGAUUUUGCGCGGGGGCGACGAUGCAACAUUAUCGGAGGCCUACGACGGCUUCGCGCGGUCGCUCAUCGUGCCCGUCCUGGAAAAGUGCGGCUGGGCGCCGCGCGACGAGGACGCGCACCUGACGCGGAAGUUAAGAGGGGAGGUGAUCGCCGCUUUGCCGACGUUCUGCGCCGCGGACGACGGCGUCUACGCCUGUGUGGAAAUCAACCGGCGUGUCGGGUGCACUGACGCGGCCGUGCUGGCUCGGUCGAGCGGUGAAGAACCGGCAUCGCCACGCCAUCGAACGCGCCGUAAAUUUGAUUUCCACACAGGUCUACGCCGAGGCGAAGAAGCGCUUCGACGCGUUCCGCGCCGGCGGCGACCUGUGUGGAAAUCAACCAGUGUGUCGGGUGCAUGACGCGGCCGUGCCGGCUCCGUCGAGCGGUGAGGAAUCGACACCGCCACGCCGUCGUGCAGGCGUCGAGUCGAUGGCGUGGAGGACGACGCGAUGAUUCAGCACGAACGCGCCGUAAAAUUUUGAUUUCCAUACAGGCGACGACGCCGCGCUUCCUAGUGAAUAUCAGUCGGCGGUCUACAAGCUGGUGCUCGCGCGGGGCGGGCGGGAGACCUUCGACCAGAUCCUAAAACUACGCGAGGCACGAGCGUUGAACGAAGAGAAGAACUCUUGCUUGGUAGGCUUGGGCGCAGCCCCUACUUCUCCCCUGCGCACCGCGGCUUUAGAUUUGGCCCUUUCGGAUGCCGUGAAGCUCCAGGACUUCUUCUACGUCGCGCUGAGCACGCACGGCGCGUCGGCCGCGGGCAGUGACCUGUGUGGAAAUCAAGCAGUGAGUUAGAUUAUUAGGACAACAUCGCGUCGAUGGCGUGGGGCGUCGAAACUUGAUUUCACACAGGUCGCGACGCGACGUGGGCACACUUCACAGAAAAGCUCGACGCGUACAAGGCCAAGGUCGGCGAAGCGGGCUCGGCGAUCAUGGACGCCUCGAUCGUCGGCGCCUGCGGCGGCUUCUGCACCGAGGCGGCCGCGAACGACAUCGUGGCGUUCUUCGAGGCGCACCCCCUGCCGCGCAACACUCGAAAAAUCGACCAGAUAGUUGAGAGCACUCGCGCGUCGGCGGCGUACGUGUCGCGCAUCCGGGACGACCGCGCCCAGGCGCUCGCGUGGCUCGGCAGACAGUAGCUUUUGGGGGUCGUCUCGCCUUCAUAAUUAUAUCGCGACAACAUUCGCGCGGCGCCGUCGUAGG
This is a messenger RNA of Pelagomonas calceolata, 3259 nucleotides long. Lineage: Eukaryota; Pelagophyceae; Pelagomonadales; Pelagomonadaceae. The record is from the annotation of a GenBank genome assembly.